Molecule: messenger RNA, 303 nt
Organism: Mucor velutinosus
Lineage: Eukaryota; Fungi; Mucoromycota; Mucoromycetes; Mucorales; Mucoraceae
Exons: 3
Coding region: 1-303 (100 amino acids)
Source: RefSeq, a predicted model, not a curated record
AUGGCUCAAGGUUCAAAAACAAAGAAGCCCGGAAAGCCCAAGCAAAAGGGAGGUAGAGAGAAGAAGGGUGUCAUGAAGAAAGGAUCUAGAAGAAUCCCACCCAAGCAAGCUUCCUUGGUCAAGCAAAGAUCAUUGGAUAAGAAACUCACUGCUGAGAUUAACAAAAAUAUCGAGAGACAAAUGUCUGUCAAGGCUAAUGCUGUGGGUAAACUCACCAUCAUGAAGAAGCUGGCCGAUGAGAAGACAACGCCCGAAGAUAAAUCAAAGAUCAAGAGAUCAAGCAAUACUAGAUUGACAACUUAA